Molecule: messenger RNA, 678 nt
Organism: Stomoxys calcitrans (stable fly)
Lineage: Eukaryota; Metazoa; Arthropoda; Insecta; Diptera; Muscidae
Product: protein Abitram
Exons: 1
Coding region: 1-603 (200 amino acids)
Biological process (GO): dendrite morphogenesis; regulation of filopodium assembly; regulation of actin filament polymerization
Cellular component (GO): nucleus; filopodium tip; dendrite
Molecular function (GO): actin monomer binding; actin filament binding
Source: RefSeq, a predicted model, not a curated record
AUGCAGAUCGAUCCUUUGGCAGACUAUUACUUCCAACAUGAACCACAAAUAAUUUGUGGCCAAGAUGUCAAAUCUAUAACAGACGAGUAUGUUGAUGAUUAUCCAUCCGUGGUAGAUCGCUUUUUCACACGCUAUUAUUAUAUUAAAAAAGGUGGCGACCAAUCACCUUACCAAGUACUAUUUCACUCCAAUCGCAUAUGCUUGAUCUGUCUUGCCCCGGAGCAUCCAGCAUUCAGCAAAGGUAUAGCUAGCAUUAAUUUCGAUAUAGGACAAACAGAUCGUGCCAAAAACACUGUAAAGGGAAAGGGCAAAAAAGGUGGUAUGGUACUACAACACGACUCAACUUUGGCCUUACUCACCACCAAAACGGGUGAGGUUUAUAAAAUUCCCAGCUGUGUGCGAAGUAAACUAGUUGAGGUUAAUACAAAAUAUGCUGAAGAUCCGGAAAGUCUUAUAACAGCGGAAGAAGGCGCAGGCUAUUUCGCCAUUGUACUACCCAAACCAGAACAUUGUGAAGAGAUUAAGGCCAGCCUUAUGAAUCAAGAACAAUAUGACGAGUAUAUGAAGAAAUCAAAAGCAAGUGAGGCUAACGCAGACGAGUGAUAAAUCUUCAGGAAAUCAAAUUGACUAUACUAUAAGAUUUUAUAAUAAAUGUCAACAAAACAGAUGUAAGUGUAA